Nilaparvata lugens (brown planthopper) is the source of this 7215-nucleotide messenger RNA. Its product is annotated as protein germ cell-less. Gene Ontology annotation, molecular function: protein binding. The transcript has 9 exons. The record is from RefSeq and is a predicted model, not a curated record. Gene Ontology annotation, biological process: germ cell development. Bases 203 to 1690 code for a protein of 495 amino acids. NCBI's taxonomy places the organism in Eukaryota, Metazoa, Arthropoda, Insecta, Hemiptera, Delphacidae.
AGAAUCCAGGUCAAAACGUCAAAUCAACAGCAGCUGACAUAACGUCACACGUAAUAUUUGAGCGUUGAAAUAUGUUUUGUUAUUGUAAAUUUUGGUGUCAAUGAUAUUUAUCUUGAAAUGUAAUUUUUUCACUUCCUGAAAAACUGUGGGUGAUUAAUAGUAAAAAACUCAAGUUUUUUAAAGUUACAAACAUUGGUGAGCCAUGGGAGGUACUUUCAGUAGGCUCAAUUACAGUGAUCGCAUCAAAAAUUACCUAAGCUCAAAUCGAAAAAAGAGAAAGCUUGAAGAAUGUGACGAUGAAGAAUUUUUUGGACAGUAUAUGAAUCCGAAAAAGAGAAAAAUGGUGUGUACAGCAAAAUACAUAUACAAAGCUCUAUUUUUGGAUGGACAAGAAUAUGAUAUUAUUGUUGAUGUUCUUGACAAAGAGUGGAAGUUACAUAAGAUCUAUCUCCAACAGAGCCCUUACUUCGCCAGUAUGUUUUCUGGGUCGUGGAAUGAGACUAACAAAUCCUAUGUGAAAAUUGAGGUGCCUGAUCCUAAUGUUACACUGGAGGCAUUGACAGUUCUGUUCGGCUCGCUGUACCCGAGUGAUGAGGUGACACUGGAGCCGUGCAACAUAGUGGCAGUGCUCGCCGCCGCAACCCUCUUCCAAUGUGAAGGCCUCAUCGACCAGUGCGCUGACGUCAUGCUGCAGACUAUCAGCCCACUGACUGCAGUCAAUUACUAUAAUGCUGCCUGCCAAUACAACCUGACGGAAGUAAAGCAGAAGACUUUGAAGUUUUUCAAUAUCAACCUAAUCAACUAUUUCCAAGAACAUGCUGAUAGAUUAAGGCACAUAGGUGAAGAUUUGAUGGCGGAACUAGUGAACAGCAAGGAUUUGUGUGUUGUUCAGAUGGAAUUCUCGUUGUACCUGAUGUUGAGGCAUUGGAUGUUUCUGAGACUUCAUCCAGAUACGGUUUCAUCAAAUCCUGACCGUCCCGACCACUCCUAUGAAGAGAACUACUUUAAGGAACGUUCUUUGGAUGAACCAGAAUUUCUACUGACUGAAGAAGGGAACCAGUUUGUGAGGAUUUUCAGAGGUCUGCGCCUUGAACACGUCAUAAUACAUGUGGAAGACUUCAACAACAUCAUUGAAGACAGAAUAAUACCACACACUUGGCUCUAUCCUACGUUGGUAUCUCUAUGGCAUCAAGUACUUCACAACGAGAAUAUGACUGAGUCUGACUCGCUGGAUGUAGCUGAGGACGUGUUCUAUGCGAAGUGCAUGAGGCUGGGAAGGGUGGUGGUGAGUAAGGAGCCGGCCAUCUCGUGGAGGUGGAAUGGAUUCAUGAUGGGAUUGAACCUGGUCUGGUGCCUCACUCCGCAGUACCUCUCCGUCAAACGCCAUCGCCAACAGGUCAUGCCCAACACCUUCGCCCGAAAUCUCGUUUGCAGGAUAACUGUAAUAUCACAAGACCAACAGAAGCAGGUGACAGCGGAGCAGUGUUCAGGUAUUGUCAAGUUCUCAUUAGUAAGAUUCGAGGAAGUUCAAGUUAUGGACUUGACCAAGGACUUGACCUACCCGAUCACAAUCAGCAUCAGCUUGCUAAUCUCGACACCCAACUCCAAGCCAGCUCUGCCGCCAAUCUCCACCAUCACUAUUGAACAACCGCCUCCUGCUCCUGUUUCCACAGCCAGUCUCACUGCUUAACUGCAAAUUCAUUCAACGUGUAAAUAAUUGUAUUUGUAAAAAACUCCAACUCAAUUACUUAAAAGCUCUUUGUUAGUGAUAGUAGUAUUGCCUUAAUGCAUGUGAACAUGUCACUAACCGACUAAAUGUGAUAUACUAGAACCGUAAAUUGAUCAGUCAUGAUCGACAGUCAUUUAAUACAUAUACGGUAUUAAUUCUAUUGUACAAUAUUAUACAUUCAUCAGCAACUGAUGGAAAUCUAUAUUAUUUGUGACUGAAAUAUACAUUUUCCAGUGUAUAAACUUUUAAGAUCAUCAUAGUUAUUACAGUUGAAAACUCAUAAAAUCACUCAGAAAAAAAUCAUGAAAGAAUGCAAAUUUUUAAUAAAGAAGUAUAUUUUAAUUUUCUCAAAUAGCAUUUUUUUAUUUCGAGGGUUUCUGUAUAUGAAAUAGAAAAGAACAUAUUAACACCUUUUUGAAAGAAUGUUAUCUUCGGUUCAUCUCCUGAUUGUCUAGAACAUAAAAUGGAUUGGAAAAUUCUAUUAGUUUUUUGUGAUUGAUCUUGCCUUGCUUCCUUUUUAUUAUCACCAGAUUACGCAAUUUUUUCGAAUGUAUUACUCCAAGAUAGAGUUUUAUUAUUUCAUUCCAUGGACAAGGAAUGUGUUAUUUAUUAUGUUUUUUUUUUCAUUUAUUGUUAGAAGAAAAAUGCAUAUUCCAAAGGGCAAUUAAAUACCGUACGUUAAUGUCAAUCUAGAUCUAUUCUUGAUCUUCUGCUUAAAACUAAUGAUAAUAAAUCUGUCUUCUAAGGAAAAGGAGUUAAAUAAUAUUCAAAAUGGUGUAACUUAAUUUUAACCCACAGGUAGGGGCGAACAGAACAGGUAGGUCGAUGUUUGGCUUUCAGUUUCGAUCGAUGCCACUAACCAGGCCUAGAAAGGUGUGAUCACGUGACAGCACUUAGCGAGGAGGUCUUGAAGCGAUGUGACAAACGCGAUCGCGAUUCCACUUCUAGCGCUCCCUACCGUAUUUCAACUUCAGUCCACCUAAGAAGACUGUCAAUAAAAACAGUUAUGAAACUCGAAUUUACUUCACAAUAUUCAUGUCAAAAAAGAAAAAAUAUGAACAAUUUCGAUCAAAUUUUUUCUUCAAAUUGACAUCUAAAAUAAACUUUAAUUACAACCUAAAAAAUAUAAUAAAAAACUUUCCAUAAAAUUAGUGAACAAAAAAUUAACUGAAAUUCAUCAUCAAAAGCAAUAUUAAGGUGCGUACAGACCUAAGCUCUGCUCCGCAAACGAACGUUACUCGAGCGGAUCGCAAGAUGAUCACUGGUCGCGGUUAACGUUUUUGUUUGUAAUGUUUGUUAAUAGUUACGAUAUAUCUGUGUUAGCAAAUAAGAUUAUUAAAAUUAAUAAUUGAUUAUUAAAUUAUAAAUAAUAUAAUGAUAUAUAUUAUAUUAAUUAAAUACAUUAAUUUAUAUAAAGUUAUAAUAAUGUAUUUAUAAUAAUAGGCUAUGUACCAGCAUAUUAGUAUUUAGAAGGAAGAAGCCGAACUCCCAACCAAGCCUUUCAGCUUUUGAAAUAUUGACAGACAUUACCUUUCAUGAUAAAAUAUUAAAAUAAAUGCAAUAAUCAUAAUAUUUAUUAUCAAUUUAUUAUAUAAACAUAAUGUAUUAUUGGCUACCCAGCAAUUCCCUGGUCAGAAUAUUUUAUUUAGUUUUGUCACCCGAUCAGCUGGAUUGAACAUUUCACAUUUGUGAGGUCAGGUUGUAGCGAGGUCAACAAUAUGACAAGCGCGCUAUCAUUCUUCGAACAUAUUACGAACCUCUAGCAAUCCCUUGCGUAACGUUCAUGACGGAGCAUCCGUUUGUUCACUCCCAUACUUUACAGUUCUGUAAGCUGUAAGCUGAACAUCGAGUUGAACGUUCUGUUUGUACCCUUAAUAAUAAUAAUUUAAAAAUGGCAUUAAUAUUGAAACAUGUCUUAUCUUUAAUAAUUAUCUUUGAGAAAUCAAAAUGCUUCUAGUUCAAUCAAUUAAAAAAUGAUCUAUAGUAAUUACGAAAGCUUAGUUCAGGUCACGUUUCAAGCAUAUAAUUUCUUAUGGAGUCUCUACUAACAUUGUUAUGUAAACAUACAUGGAUUUGACUGAAGUGAAUAAUUAAAACAUGAAUAAUAUAUUUCUUUACAUUUCUACACGCUUUAUUCAACAUAGUUUUGUUUUCAUUUAAUUUCAAAUCUGAGUGUGAUUUGAAAUCGCAUUUCUGUUACAGUGUUACUGUAUUCUUUUAUUUUUACAUUGGGGUAAGAUAUCCCUACCUGAGUAAGGGCAGCUCUUCCAAUAUUAGUUGACAUUUCAGUUAUGAGCUUCAAAAUCUUUUUUUGAUAGUUCAGAUUUCACAAUUCAUUGCUCAUAGGUUCCUUUCCUUACACUCAAGCCUUAUUUCGGCAUAACCCUCAACAAAAAGAUUAUAGGUUACCAUUUUUAUGUUUUUUCAACUCUCCAUAGAAUGAUAUUGUUUUAAAAAAUCAACUGAUUAUCAAUGUUAAACAUUGCUAAUAUUUUUCAAUUUGAGUUCUUUAAGAGAAUACAAUCAUAAUGAAAUUAACAAGAUUAGAUACUUAUUCGAAAUAGAUAUUAUAUUUUACUUAUCCGAUGAAUCUUGUUCAAAAUAGACCGAUAGUUUUCUAAAAUGUAAUAAUAUAGAUAUUUUUUUAUUCUAACUUCUGUUGUAUCUAAUAAUUUUAACAGCACUUGUUAUUAGUUUCCUAGUUUAUUCACGCACCAUAAUUAUUAAUUUAUUUUAAUAACGUAAAUAGAUUAUUGACAUUAUAAUUUUUAAGCCUAUUUGAUAUGAAAUAUGCUAUUCUAUACCUUGUCAUUAUUGGUGCAAUAGCGAUUAGUGUGACCCUCGAAUUGAUUUUAAAAAGCAUUUUAUGUAUUUUAGUUGAUCGUGUUAACCAUUAUUCAUGAUUCUUAGUUUGUGUGCUACGCAUUAGUUGACUUCAAUGUAGGGUACUGUAUCAGUUACUUUUAGUACAAUUAGAUUUUUAGCUUGGUGUGAAUCUAUAAAAUAAUCUAUCAUAAUCAUUCUAUAUAGUUGUAAACAGUAACUCUACAUUCUAGCUAAAAUAUCGUAUCGUGGAUGUCAAAUAUUAUGAAUUUAAUUCAAACUACUCGAGUGUCUUAAAUGUCAGACUUAAUCAAAAUUAGAGGUAAGCUAUUUGUGAGAGUAUUAUUUUAUAUUGUAGUUUCGAUUAGGCUAAAACCAAUCUCUGAUAUCCCAAUUCAAAGUGUAAGCAAUUCAUAAUUACUCCAAAGAGCUUAUAUUUAUUCCUCAAGAUUUGGACGUUUCAUGCUUUCGUGAUUUGGUUCAUUGAAGAAACUUCAUGUUCCAAUUAAUAUAUAAUACAAGCAAAAGCUAAUUAAUGUAUCUUGGAAACGAUUCAACUGUGUUUCUUGAUGUAGCGUGCUUAUCAAGCACGGGAUAUAUGGAUAUAUGGGAUCAUAUCGGUGAGUAAUACUAAUUAUAAAUUAUGUACUAGAAUCACAUUAUUGGAAAAUACGAUUUUAUUGUUUUUAAGCAAAAUUUCUGAUUAAAAUAGAUUUUUUCUAAUAUAUGUCUAUGAAACAAGAUGAUGUUUCCUAAUAAUAAUAAGGAAAAAUAUUCAUUUUGUGGAUGAUGCCCACAAGAAUUUGAUGAGAUGAUAAAACGUCCAUACCGGCGGAAUAUUUGGCAUAUUGAGUCUUGAUCCAGUAAUUGAAUAAUUGAUAUUUCUAUUCAGUGCAAUCUAUUCCGAAAUACAGAUUAUUUAUAAAAGUUUGAAAAACAUUUUUUCAAUGUCAAAAAUUGAUUAUCAGCCACUGUAGAUGAGAAAGCACAGUCUUCACUUUUGAAAUAGAACACAAUCAUGUUCAUUUUGAAUCAUGAUCUUUCAUUUUACUGACAACAACUAUUAGCGUUUGUACUUGUAUCACUGUAUCCGAUUUACUCAACAAGCAUGCAAAAGUCUAUCAUCAACUCACUGAAGUCGCCCUCUUAGUGAAAAUCUUGAGCAACAAAUUAUAAAUUAUCUUUACGUGGCAGAAAAUUGUAGAAAAAAAUAGCCAUCUUAGAGGUAGUUUGGUUCGACGUUCAUGCCUCAUAAAUCAUAUUGUUCAUUAAUUAUGAUACUAUACUAUGUUCUAUACUAAUGUACAUUAAGCAUUACAUUAUUAUUGAUUUGAUUUGAUUGAUGUGUGGAGUAAUAAAAUUAACUAGAGUUUGUUUUGUGCAGCGUGAAUUUGAUAAUAUAUAGUUUAUAUAGUUCAAUUUAUAAUAAUAGUUUAUUUAUAUUGCCUUUUGUUACCAAAAUUAUUUUAAAAGUAUAUAUUAUUAACACAUUCCUUAUUAUCUCCAAUUAAUAUUUCUCUUUCAGAUAUUAACUUAAUUGUUCCUUAAUAUAUUGAUUUAUGUUUCCUCAAUCCAUCUGUUAGAAUUAGAUCAUGAUGAAUACUGUUGUAUUUGACUACUUGGUCAAUAGAUUAAGUAAGGUUCUAUGAGGUAUAUAAGUGACUCGUACUUGACAGCUAAUGAAAGUAAUUAAAUUAAUUGUGAACUCAUAUUACCGUGCUGAGGUUUUCUUAUGAUUCCAGUCAUUCACAUUCCUGCAAUGUGAAAUACAUUCAUAAAGCAACAUUGACUGAUUUUUUACGAAUAUUGUGACAAUUUUAAUAUGUGGUUGUAUAAUCAAUAAUAAUAAUUUCAUUGAUAUUUGAAUGGUCCCCUCCGUUGCAACUCACUGAUAAUAGGAUCAGCAACUAGUUAUAAGCCUAUUUCAACUCAAGUGUAAUUUUGUGCACCUCAACCAUUCAUAAACCAUCAAUCAAUUCUGUUUAAUCGUUCACUAUAAUCAAUAUUAAUAAUCUUUCUCUCAUAAUGUAACACGUUUCCUCCACUUAUUGGUUAUCAAUGUCCUCUUUGAAUUUGUGACAUUCAAUUGCUCAAGCUCACAAAAACCUACCUCAGAACUUGAAAAAAUGUUCAUGUAACUUAAAAUUGGAAAGGUCACUUUCAUCGUUGAAACGGUUAACAUGGAUAAAUGAACUGUUCAAAGUUAAUAUGCCACAAUUUUCAAAAUAACAUUCGUGAAAGAACUUGUCUUGCAAAUUCCACUCUGAACUUUGAAUAUAACAUGGUUUUAUCCUUUGUAAAUUAUGAUUUCAUAGAUUAAUCAUAACUUUUCAAUUUGGUUUUAUAAUUCUCAUUCAGAAUAGGAACCUUCAUAAACAGUAAAUCAUUCAUGAAUAAUUCAUUAAUACAUUCAUUACAUUUCAAAAUACUGCAAUCGCACAAUUACACAUACGAGCUAUACCAAAUUUUCUAUUGUAUACUAAUUUGCUUACUAAGUUAGGUAGCUUUCUAACAGAAAUUUGUUAGUGAUAAUAGUACCAUAUUGAGAGUAUUCAAUGAGUGAUAAAAUAAUUUAUGGGGUAGUAACAAAACAUUAAUAUUUUUAAUGAACUUAAUUUAUUUGUCAGUGUAUUUUUGUAAUAAUUAAACAUCACUUGAAUAAA